AGGCAAGAGGGCCACUUGAGGCCAUAAACAAGAUGGCGGCCAGUGCAAGAUCAGUAGCCGUCGUUGGCUGUGGAUGUAUCGGCAUCACCGCCGCUCUCAGCAUCUUAGAAAGAGACCCUUGUGUACGUGUAACUAUCAUUUCUGAUAGCUUCAGUCCAGAUAAUACGACAGAUGGUGCAGCGGGCAUUUUAUUGCCUUUUGUAUUGUGGGAUACACCGGAGAGCUUGCAAAGAAAAUGGUUUGGGGAAACUAUAGAUCGAUUCCACCAACUUCUUCAAACUGAAAUGGCACCAGAACUUGGCAUAUUCAAAAUUUCUGGUUGCUUUUAUUUUGACACCCCUAAAGAGGAACCAUUUUGGAAAGACCAAGUAUUUGGCUUUAGAAGAUUAAGGCAAGAGGAGCUAAAAGCUUGCCCCUGGCCAGUGAAGGAUGGCUUUGCGUUCAGUACAAUAUUCAGUCAGGCGGCGUACUAUAUGCCAUGGAUGAUGAAAAGGGCAAAGGAUCUUGGGGCAGUGUUUAUUCAAAAGAAAGUAAAAUCAUUGCAAGAGCUGUCUGGUAGCUAUGAUGUGGUGGUCAACUGCACUGGAAUGAGGGCCAAAGAGCUUGUCCAUGACGAACUUCUUCGACCAAUCAGAGGUCAAGUACUAAGAGUCCAGACCCCCAAUAUAAAGGAGUUUUGCCUUUAUGUCAAUCAAGAGUGGGAAAAAUAUGGAAGAGUGGCCUACAUACUCCCACAGAUGAAUGAUGUUGUUGUCAUUGGAGGUACAGAUCAGUUAGAUAACUACAACACAAGUCCUACUCUUAAGGACACGGUCAACAUCAUUGAAGGUGUUAGCAAGUUUGUGCCCAGCCUCAAGAAUGCCAACAUUAUUAAGAACUGGGCAGGACUAAGACCUGCGAGAAAGAGUGUGCGCUUGGAAAAGGAGAUCAUGACUUUUAGAGACGGUUCAGGUCAAGAGAGAAAGCUUAACGUGGUCCAUAACUAUGGGCAUGGAGGUUCAGGGCUGUCACUUUGCUUUGGGUGUGCCAAAGACUGCUGUGACUUGGUCUUUGAAUUCCUUGCAGCGCGAGACAAAGGGGUCCAUGCUAGGACAUCAUACAAUAGAGCCAAGCUGUAGGACGUUUAAACAUAGCUAUCUAUUUGUAAGGUCUUUUUUUCAAUAAUGGUUUGUAUACCUGGGUGGUGGAGCUGGUCUUAAAAUUUACUAAGCAGCUAAGUAAAGUACGAAGUAAAACAAACAGCACACGAGAAACAUACUAUGUGUUUGACACGAACUUUUGCACCAGACCACGAGGUCACUCCUACGGUAGUGAUAACGCUCGUGUCAAUCAAAACUGAUUCUCGUUUCCUGAUUGGCUAUCUUUCUUAAAAGGUUCUUGUGUCUGUUUUCAAGGGCCCAACCAUUUUUAGCAUAUGAUGUGAGGGGAAGGUAACGAAAAUGUCGAAAAAGCAAACAAACAAGCAAUCUUCGCUAACUAUUGAUGGCAUAGCGAAUUUCCAGAUAAAAAAUAUCGAGCGAAUCCAACUAAGCUGAAAAUACUGAGUGAGCGUGAUAAACGCCUGCUACUCUAUUUUUCAACCCUUUCUCUUUUUUUCUUAUUUUCUGACCCAAUGACAACUUGUAUUUACAACAUGGCCUUCGUAUACUUAAAAGCACUUGGUAAAAAUUGUAUAAAAAUAUCAGAAAUUCAUUGUAAAAUAAACUUAGUAGGGUGUCAUGAUAAAACGAAUAAAAAAAUGUCUUCUUA
This is a messenger RNA of Nematostella vectensis (starlet sea anemone), 1749 nucleotides long. RefSeq names its product D-aspartate oxidase. Gene Ontology annotation, molecular function: D-amino-acid oxidase activity; FAD binding. The transcript is spliced from 10 exons. The record is from RefSeq and is a predicted model, not a curated record. NCBI's taxonomy places the organism in Eukaryota, Metazoa, Cnidaria, Anthozoa, Actiniaria, Edwardsiidae. Bases 33 to 1118 code for a protein of 361 amino acids.